AUGACUACAAUCGGUUCGUCUAUUCAACACACUAAAGUUCAUCGUUUAUUCUACGUUGAAAAUUAUUCUUCGUCCAGUGAAGAAGUGUUCAAGAUUGCUUCUGAUCAACGAGGCAUUCAUGAAACAGUCAAAAUAUUACAUGGAUUAGAUCUUUCACAAGUCGAACUCUUUGGUAUCUAUGGCGAACAAAAUGCUCUGGAGACUUAUCUGAAAUCAGUAUUUCCUCGAUCUGAUUCACAGAUCGAGGAGUGUUUUAAUGGUGAUGGUAAUCAUAUGCCUGUAGUAUGGACGAUUUAUAAUGACCGGAGAAUUGUCUUUUCGUUAAUCUCCUCUGAUGAUCCAGCUGGAACUCAAGCAGACAAAUCCUGCUAUUUCACCGUUGUGAUGCAACGAUUUCUCCAAGAUAUUUCUUCAAAUAUUUUCAUCUGUCCGUCCAACCAUUUCUUUACUAAUUUCACUGAUAAACAUUCAUUUCAUGGUCGGGUUCAUCGCCAACGGGUAUAUCGGCAAGUGAAGACAAUUCUAACUGAAGUACAACCAGCUCAACGAAUUCAACUCGAAGAUCGAGAGAAUGUGAAAUCUCUAUUUGGUGAUCGAUGUCAACAUGUCUUUGAAAGUGAUAUCAGUCCACAUACAUUCUGUCUUCAUCGCACAUUCGGAGAACAGGAUCGAAAUGCAGUGAAGAAAUUCCUAAAUUUGAAAGUAAAUUUACAAAAAAGAAUUGAUUUAGACAAUUUGAACUUACGUUUCAUUCUUGAUGUUUGCCAAGAAUGUCAAAUUCAAGUGUCACAAGAUCAAAAAUAUCGCAUUAUUUCGACUAUUCAAUGUUGCAUCACAUCUUAUCAAAAUCAAAGGCAAAGCGCCGAAAACAAUGGAAAAUCUUUAAUCAGAGCUCUGCUUGGUGAUACAACACUUUUAGGCUGGCGUUGGUCGAGUCAUGUAGACAUUUCGGAUCACACUCGACAACGAUUGUAUCGCGAGAUAACAGAAUGGCUGACCAAUCCAAACAUAAAUAUAUUGGCAGUAGAUUUCGCUCAAACGAUCGUUGAAAUUAUUGAUCAAAACCAACCCAAAAAGAAAUCCAAGACUUCUAUCACAUUAGACGACACAAAUUACCUCAUUAGUAAGCUGAAAGCUUUCGAGGAAAAGCAUAAAAUUUGCGCACUUCGAGAGGAUCUCAUCAACACGAUCCUCUCAGAUCUGAAAUCGGAAAAUCAAUUUGAAGUUUAUUACGAUAUUUAUCAGUUGUCUUACACUGCUUCUAAUACUGCACAGAUUGUCUCAGAUCUCACCAUUAAAUGUAAUGAUACGAAUCAAAUCGCUUUUAGUUCAUUAGCUCAAUUACUGAAUAUUGUUGAGUUAUCUGAAUCUGAUCGUCGAACCUUUGCUGAUCGGAUGCAAUUUGUUGAUUGCUUCAAAACUUAUGAUGGUACAGGUGAUAUUCUUGUUCUUCGUCGACCAAAUGUCAAUAAUAAAACAAUUAGUUCUACCUCUGGGCUUAGCAUAUUCUAUCUGAAGAAGACUAUUCUUCGCAAGAUUACAGAUUAUUCUCUAAUGAACAUCCGUAUUACUUAUGCAUGUAAUUCCACAUCACAAACAUUAGUUCUAUAUAACAUCGAGACAGGUGCAGUGACAAGAUGUAUUGUGAAUGCAUUUGGACAUAGGGAGAGAAGCGAUGCCCUACAGAUGGUGACUGCCGCGACGAAACCGGCAGAUAUCAAAAGUAUGGCUUUGACUGUGCCACAAGAUUAUCUCAUUCUUAUCGAUUCGAAGUCGAACGUUUAUUCGAUGGAUCUAUCAAAGGAGAAUUUCACUUCGAUCGAUUUACUCUUGAAAACUAAAGAUGGUAAAACCUAUGAAUCGAACUUUGUUGCUGACAAUAAUGAGCUGUACGAGCAUGUUCAAACCAUUGGGGAAAGAAGUCCCGUGUUUUUCUUUCAAUCGAAGUCUUGUGUCGAUAUCAUUGAUCGAAAUAAUCAACAAAUUCAAAGUAUCAAACUCGGAGACCAUUUCAAUCCAUGCCGAAUGCAAAUUUUCACUGAUCUAGUGACGACAUAUUGUGUUUUAUUCAAUAGUCAACAAUAUGAAGUCUAUGCUGUUCAAAAUCUCAUAUCUGAUGCUCGUAUUGAACGUCAAAAGAGUUGGACUGAUCUUUCUCAAGAAAACAACGAAUACAUUGGAAAUCGUUUGUUAGAUGUGAUCAAACGAGGAGAAAUUCAUUUCGCUCGAUUAGAUUCUGCGCAGAAGACUCAAUAUCAUUUUAUUGUUCCCUCUGAUCGGGAGAUUUUUCGUGAUCGUAUUCUUCAAUAUUUUCGCGAUCUGUCCCUCUCUGCUAAUUUACAUAUUCAGAAUGAUAUUCCAAAGUUAUUGCUGGACUCUCGAAAUGCUGACCAAAUCUCUCAAAUUAUCUAUAGUCGAGUUCCAUUACAGUUAUGUACCAUUGAAAUGGGCACAUUGAUUCCAUUAAAUAAUGGUCGACGAGAUCGAAUGGAUCAUCUCUUAUCGAAAGCCUUUAGCAUCGGGAUGAAAACACGAGAGAUCUCUUUCUCUUAUUUGAAUCAAAUUUUGAACGACAUUGAUCAUAGUGUUCGUAUUGUCGGUGUGAUUGGUCGACAAUCUACAGGGAAAAGUUAUCUGAUGAAUCGAAUCUUUGGAACAAGAUUUGCUGUUGCUGCCGGUCGAUGUACUGAUGGUAUCCGGAUGAGUUAUGCUUGCUGUAAUGGUCAAGAGCAUCUUGUGUUAGAUCAUGAAGGAUUAUUUAGUGAUCAAAGAACAGAAGAUGAAGAGAUCAAACUGAUCGCCUUCUUAGCUGCGAUGUGUGAUAUGACGAUUCUUAGUCAAGAUCUUGGAUUUAGUCGAUUUCAGGAUCGAUUAUUUGGUUUUUUAUCACAAGCUGCGCAAAAGAUUGGCAAGAAUGAGAAAUUAUUUCAAGGAUGUCUGUUGGUUGCUGUGAGAGAUAUAAGUGAUAAUAAUGCGGAUGAAUCACUUGAUGCAGCAGAGAAGAAAUUCAAGGACCUACAAAGGAGAGGACAAUGCAGUUUUCUUGAACAGCUAUUUUCCAACACAUUCCUCAUUCAACCAUUACAUCAUUUCGAAAAUGUCAAUUUCGAUUAUGAAAUUAUGAAACUAAGAGAAUCACUUAUUGGUCAAUCCGACAAAAAACGAUGGAACAAUGGCAAAGACAUAAGUGAUCGAAUGAAAAUUCUUCUAGUUCAGUUAUACACAGAUGAUUUCAAGGAUUCAGAUGAAAUUCAAAUUCAGCUGAAAUUAUCUGAACUGGAAGAGAAAAUGAAAAAGCUUUGGUUACAUUUUGAUACAGAAGAUUGCGAGUCACAAAUGAUCGAAAAAGUGUUUGAAGGGGUGACUUACUCUUUGCAAUUAAAACAUCAAGAUUUGCAACUACAGGAAGAAUCAAUGGUAGAUAAUUAUGAAAAACUGUGUCAAUUUCUAUUUCAAUCUCUUUAUUUUACUGAUGAAACAAAAGAAAAAAAAGAAUGGUGUUUUGGUGUUCUUAGAUAG
Molecule: messenger RNA, 3519 nt
Organism: Rotaria sp. Silwood2
Lineage: Eukaryota; Metazoa; Rotifera; Eurotatoria; Philodinida; Philodinidae
Source: the annotation of a GenBank genome assembly